AUGGCGCUGAUAUUGCGAAAACCUACCCUUGACGAUGCAAUCCAUAUGCUGGCGGUCCAAAACUCGGCAUUCAAAAACUCCGCCUUGAACAUUCGCUGCUUUCCAGCUUCUGAUCCGAAGACAGAACUCAGCCAUAUCGAAUGGAUCAAAGAGAAAAUUAAGCUGCAAGAGCUGACCCUUGCAUGCGACGAGGAGGGACAAAUACUCGGCUGGUCACGAUGGGUGCGUCGGCCAAUCCAAGAUCCCAGGCCGCCGAAGCCUAUCUUCACGCCAGACAUGUAUCCGCAGACAGGCGAUCCCGAGCUUGCGGUGAGAUUCUUUCAGACAAAUGUCGAGAGGAUGGAAGACAUUGUGGGCUCCGAAAAUGUCAUGUUUUUGAGCAUGUUGGUAGUCCGACAGGAGGCGCAGCGGAAAGGAGUGGGCAGUGCACUGAUAAAGCCCGGUGUUCAGGCAGCAGAUGAGGAGGGAUGGAUUUGCUAUGUUAAUGCAACCGAAGGUGGGAAAGGCCUCUACGAGAAAUUCGGAUUCCGAACAGUCGAGACGAGCUGGUUCGCCGAUGGAAUUUUGACACACCACAUGAAAAGGGAAGCAAAAGGCACAGCCAACAGUUACCACUAG
Messenger RNA from Clonostachys rhizophaga, 618 nucleotides. The record is from the annotation of a GenBank genome assembly. Lineage: Eukaryota; Fungi; Ascomycota; Sordariomycetes; Hypocreales; Bionectriaceae.